AUGGACUUGAACAAAGCAUGUCCUAAAGAAGCCUUUCCCCAACCAAACAUCGAUAGACUAGUUGACGCCGCCUCAGAACAUCAGUACCUCAGCUUCAUGGACGCAUACUCCGGGCUCAAACUAGCUGGAGGAGCUUAUGGGUCCUUGUUUAAUCAAGACAUAUAUAAGGAACCAGAUGUCGACUCGCAGACGCAGUCGCGGGCGGCAGCUGAAGCUUUGGGGAACCAAAUAAACAAUGGUAAUCACGGAAAUAAUAAUGGUGAAGAUGGUCCUAUGACGCUUGCCACAUUCCUGAAGGUUUAUCCUCUAACCUUCAGGGGAACCUCAAACCCCACCAAUGCAAACAACUGGAUACAGGCUAUAGAGCGAGCAUUACAGGGUCAACAGGUUCCUGAGGAGCAGUGGAUUGAGCUUGGAACUUAUCAGCUACAAGUCAAAAAUGCCAAGGAACUUGAGUUGAUGCAACUGAAGCAAGGCCAGAUGACUAUUACUGAGUAUACCAACAAGUUCGAAGAGUUGUGCCGAUUUUCUCGCAUUUGUCAAGGUGUUCUAGAGGAUUUUGCUAAAUGGAAGUGCAUCAAGUAUGAGGGAGGUCUUUGGAGUGAUAUUCUAAGCUCCGUUGCACCAAUAGAGAUCAGAGUAUUCUCUGAACUUGUAAAUAAGAGUAGAGUGGCUGAGGAGUGCAUGAGGAAGGCAGCAGUAGAAAAAGGGAGCAUGAGGAUGCCUUUUCAGAGGACUCAGGGGAGGAACUUGGCACCGAGGGGCAAGAACUUUAAGAGUGGGGGCUUUGUCCCUCAAAAUAAUCAGGGGCAAGGCUACUUCAGGAGGCCGACUCACAAUAAUAAUCAAGGUAGAAGAUUUGGGAAACAGCCACAGCAGAAUUUGAGCUGUCAGAGGUGCGGGAAGUAUCAUCCUGGAGCCCCGUACAGGUCAGGAUUUGGGGUAUGCUACUUUUGUGGACAACUCGGGCACCUAGCUAGGAACUGUCUAGAGAAGAAGUAUGAGACUGGUAGAGCGCAGCAGCCAGGGAGAGUGUAUACUACUUCUGCAGCAGGUGCUGAGGGAUCAGAGACACUGAUUAGAAGUAACUGUGAGAUAGUCGGUAAAGUUUUAAGUGAUUUAUUUGAUUCUGGAGCAACACAUUCAUUCAUUGCAUUUGAAAAGGCUAAUGAGUUAGGGUUGAAAAUAGUGGUCUUGGGUUAUGAUUUAAAGGUGUAUAAUGCUACCCAUGAAGCUAUGGUAACUAGGUUAGGAUGUCCACAAGUUCCGUUUUGA
Messenger RNA from Arachis ipaensis, 1275 nucleotides. The record is from RefSeq and is a predicted model, not a curated record. NCBI's taxonomy places the organism in Eukaryota, Viridiplantae, Streptophyta, Magnoliopsida, Fabales, Fabaceae.